This is a messenger RNA of Meyerozyma guilliermondii ATCC 6260, 960 nucleotides long. RefSeq names its product L-serine/L-threonine ammonia-lyase. The record is from RefSeq and is a predicted model, not a curated record. Gene Ontology annotation, biological process: L-serine catabolic process; L-threonine catabolic process. Gene Ontology annotation, molecular function: pyridoxal phosphate binding; L-serine ammonia-lyase activity; threonine deaminase activity. NCBI's taxonomy places the organism in Eukaryota, Fungi, Ascomycota, Pichiomycetes, Serinales, Debaryomycetaceae. The coding region runs from base 1 to 960 and encodes 319 amino acids. The transcript has a single exon.
AUGGCCCGAGUAUCUGUUACCACAACUCUCGUGGAAGUGACCGACCAAUUGGACGACACACCAUGUCGAGUCUUCUUUAAAAACGAGCUUGAACAGCCUUCGGGAAGCUUCAAAUUGAGAGGAAUCGGCCAUCUUAUCAGCAAACAGUUGGCCCAAAAAGAGCCCGGAAAAACUAAAGUUCACGUUUAUUCGUCUUCCGGAGGCAACGCCGGGCUAGCAGCAGCGUAUGCCAGCAGAGAACUCGGCGUUCCGUGCACGGUUGUUCUUCCAAAGUGGUCGCUGGCUGUUGUUGGAAAUCUUGAAAAAUUGGGGGCCACGGUAAUCAUGUUUGGAGAGCAUUGGGGCAUUGCUGACGACCAUUUGCGGAAUGUAAUCAUGAAAAGUGCACCAAGCGAUGUCCAGACCGUCUAUGUACACCCAUUUGACAAUCCUGUGAUCUGGGAUGGCCAUGCUACUUUGGUUGACGAAAUCAAAAGUCAAUUGCGUCCCAAUGAUGCCAAAGCCAUAAAAGGAGUUGUGUGCAGUGUUGGCGGUGGUGGUCUUUACAAUGGAGUUGUAGAAGGCUUGAAACGUAAUAAAAUGGACGAAACUUCUGUUCUUGCAAUUGAGACGUUCCAGACCCCCACAUUUUCCAGUGCAGUUGAGGAAGGAAAAGUGGUGAAUUUGCCCACUAUUAAGACCACAACCACGUCGUUGGCAUCUCCAUACUUGUCUCAACAGUCCCUUGAAAAUUAUAGAGAGGGAAAAACUGUGGUUAAAAUGGUGGACGACUCGGAAGCCAAAUCGGCUGCGGAAAAGUACCACAAAUUGUUUGGGAAAAAGGUAGAAGCUUCUUGUGGAGCAGCAUUGACUGCUGUGCUCGACAGCAAGGUGUUUCUCAAAGAUUUAGGAAACUUGACCAAGGACGAUAUUGUGGUGGUUGUAGUGUGCGGAGGCAUAGUUGGUCUCGGGAUGGAUUAG